Terrapene triunguis (Three-toed box turtle) is the source of this 953-nucleotide messenger RNA. RefSeq names its product acid-sensing ion channel 4-A-like. Gene Ontology annotation, molecular function: ligand-gated sodium channel activity. Gene Ontology annotation, biological process: sodium ion transmembrane transport. The record is from RefSeq and is a predicted model, not a curated record. The transcript has 2 exons. Gene Ontology annotation, cellular component: membrane. Lineage: Eukaryota; Metazoa; Chordata; Testudines; Emydidae. The annotation marks the transcript as partial.
CGAAGGCACAAGGAGACGAUCGACUAGUGAGACAAGCGGGAAGCAGCGGCUGGGAGCUCCGGAGAAGGGCUGCGCUUGCCUUGGCGGGUGAGGUGUCCUGCCCCAGAGGAGGCUCUGCCGUGCCCGUCCCCGGGUCUGGCCGGGUCCCCGCGCCGGGGGCGAGCUCGCUGGCUGGGCACGGUGGGCGCGCCGGCCGCUCUGGGCAGAUGCCGAUUGAGAUCGUGUGCAAAAUUAAAUUUGCCGAGGAGGAUGAGAAGCAGAAGGAGGAAGAGGAAGGGGACAAGGAGAGUCUGAUCGAGGAGCCCAGCCGCCCGCGCACCCGCGACCUGGCCACCUUCGCUGGCACUAGCACCCUGCACGGCCUUGGCCACAUCUGUGGGUCGGGGCGCCUGGGCGUCCGGCAGACCCUGUGGGCGUUCGCCUUCCUGCUCUCGCUGGCCUUCUUCUUGUCGCAGGCGGCCCGCUCGGCGCUGCUCUACCUGGAGCGCCCGCACCUCACGGCGCUGGACGAGGAGGCCGCCCGCGAGAUGCUCUUCCCGGCCGUCACCAUCUGCAACAUCAACCGCUUCCGCCACUCCGCGCUCUCCGACGCCGACAUCUUCCACCUGGCCAACAUGACCGGGCUGCCCCCCAAGGACCGCGAGGGGCACAGGGCGGCCGACCUGCUCUACCCGGACCCGGACAUGGCCGACAUCCUCAACCGCACCGGCCACCAGCUCGACGACAUGCUCCAGAGCUGCAACUUCAGUGGCGAGAAGUGCUCCUCCCAGAACUUCACCGUGCCUGCCCGGCCCUGGGCUGGCCCUUUCCACGCGGGGCCCGAGGGCCCAGGCCACUCCCCACGUGCUGGUCCAGGCAGCGCGGCCCCAGCUGGGGCUAGCGCAGGCACCGGAAGACCCAAAUCCGCGCUGUGCUUUGGGGAAAUCAAUGUGCUGAGCGGGCGGAAUACCUGA